Molecule: messenger RNA, 540 nt
Organism: Torulaspora delbrueckii
Lineage: Eukaryota; Fungi; Ascomycota; Saccharomycetes; Saccharomycetales; Saccharomycetaceae
Gene: IMP2
Product: endopeptidase catalytic subunit
Exons: 1
Coding region: 1-540 (179 amino acids)
Biological process (GO): mitochondrial respiratory chain complex assembly
Cellular component (GO): membrane; mitochondrial inner membrane peptidase complex
Molecular function (GO): serine-type endopeptidase activity
Source: RefSeq, a predicted model, not a curated record
AUGCGCUUCCAGUUCAAAAGGGUGAGUCCCAGCUAUGCAUUGAAACUUUCCCUGGUCACCUUGACGUGGAUUCCUGUCGUAAUGACCUUCAAUGAGAAUGUCUGCUAUAUCGCCAGGGUCGAUGGAUCAUCGAUGAGACCGACAUUAAAUCCCGAUGAUAGCGCAAGCUCCACUGAUUGGGUUUUGUUGUGGAAAUACCAUGCCAGGAAGGCUCAAUCUUUGCAUAGAGAUGAUGUGAUACUGUUCAAAUCUCCAAUGGACCCUUCAAAGACUUACUGUAAGCGUAUCAAGGGAAUACAAUACGACUCGAUACUCACGCGAUACCCUUACCCUCGAGAAGUGGUGCAUAUACCUAGGAAUCACGUAUGGGUAGAGGGUGACAAUGCCUUCCACUCGAUUGAUAGUAAUAACUUCGGACCGAUUUCAAAUGGAUUGGUUGUCGGCAAAGCUGUCAAAGUAAUAUGGCCUCCGUCACGCUGGGGCACUGAUUUGAAGUUUACCACUGGUAGACACGAGAUAUUAACUGCUAAGCCAAAGUGA